Messenger RNA from Python bivittatus (Burmese python), 1029 nucleotides. RefSeq lists its product as uncharacterized. Gene Ontology annotation, cellular component: endoplasmic reticulum. The record is from RefSeq and is a predicted model, not a curated record. Lineage: Eukaryota; Metazoa; Chordata; Lepidosauria; Squamata; Pythonidae.
AUGACUGAUACUCUGGCUAAUGGAGAUCAACGGAUGCUCUUAGAGACCCUGCAGCAGAUAGAAAUCAUAAAUAGUCCUUUCCCAUUAGAGGCCAAAGAGGAGAAAAAUGCCCACAAAGAUGAUAAGUGUGACGAUGCUAAGGAGCAAGAACAGCGAAAAGCCAGGCAGACACAGACCCAUGGAGUUGACAGUGAGAUUGAGAAGAUGCGGUUGGACUUUGAGCUGACUGUACUGAAGCAGCAGCAUGAGGAGAAUGAUAAACAACGGUUGCAUGAGGAAAAGAUGGAGCAAAUACGCCAGGGAUCUCCCUCCAGAACUGGUGCUCAUGGGGAAGAGGACCAGCUUGGGGGUAAGCUGGACCCCAUUACAGAAAUUGAACUGGAAAAGAUGCGCAUGGAAUUUGAACUGGCCAAACUGAAGCACAUCUCUGAGGAGAAUGAGAGGCAGCGACAGCAUGAGCGAAAAAUGUAUGAAGAGAAGGAGAAACAGAGGCAGCAUGAAGAGAAGAUGGAGCAAAUGCGCCAGCGGCCAGGAAACCUCCACAUAGUGAGCCAGAAGGUAUCUCGGUGUGGCAUGGCAGAAGCCACAGCUGAAACAGCUUCUGUGGCCUUUGCUGAGAUAGGUAAGAUGAGGAUAGAGCUGCAGCUGGCUGUGGAAGUGUACAUGCCAGAGAUGAAAGAAAGGAAGCUCUCCAGUGAGCAGAAUGGGCAUCAAGAGAGCCCAAAACAUGAGCAGAAAUUGGAGACCCCCUCAGAGGCAAAAAAAGCUGAAGUGCCCCCAGAGCAACGGAAUGAUGGGGUGACCGAACACCUGGGCCUACAGGUGCCACGUAUUGUGGUGAGUGGGGCAGAGUCAGAGUGGUCAAGCAGCAGACUGGACUUAGCCAUUGAGACGGAGCUGGAGAAGAGGCGGAUGGAGUUUGAACUGACAAGGCUGAGAUAUGAGCAUGAAGAGAAUGAACGACAGCGCCAGCAUGAGCAGAAAAUGGAGCAGUUGCGUCAGCAAAUACCACCCAAGGAUAUAGCAUAG